Podospora pseudopauciseta is the source of this 4996-nucleotide messenger RNA. It is a transcript of the gene DIT2, whose product is annotated as cytochrome P450-dit2. The transcript has 6 exons. Bases 1544 to 4996 code for a protein of 1150 amino acids. Gene Ontology annotation, molecular function: oxidoreductase activity, acting on paired donors, with incorporation or reduction of molecular oxygen; iron ion binding; heme binding. Lineage: Eukaryota; Fungi; Ascomycota; Sordariomycetes; Sordariales; Podosporaceae. The record is from RefSeq and is a predicted model, not a curated record.
GCAUUGAGGGCCCAUGAGAAAAAUGCUCAUUGCGAAUGCUCGCUUCUUCGGCUCCGUGAUCUGGGAUGGACUGACGUUAGCAAGUUGGCAACGAGAAAGGCGAAUAUAUCUACCCACGUCAGCAACUGUCCCUGCCCCCAUGCUAACAACACUAGCACUGCCAAACGCCUGCACGACCCUCAAAAACACCAGUGCUCCGUAGUUUGCUGGUACUACAGCAAGAAGCACGUUCGCCAAGAUGUAAAUGGCAAGGCUUAUCAAGUACAAUGGACGGCGACCCUUCCAAUCUGCAAAAGUGGACCAGAAUAGCGGCUGUAGACGACAUCAGCAUCUUUGUUGUCUGUUGAUGGGAUAGGGGAGGGUAAAGGCUUACACCGAACGCAAAAGUCAUCAUGAACACUGAAACCGUCACAUUGAUGGCGGUUGGGCUAACAUUGAACUCUUUUUCUAGCACCGGCAAGGCAGGAAGAUAUAUGCCUCCCGCCAAUGGCCCGAAGAAUCCAGCAAUCGUUAUAACAGACAAGAUGAACUUUCGACGGAGAGGGGAGAAAUCGGUGUAAGACCUAGACCCAUCCUGCUUCGGACUCGGAUUCAGGCCCGGCGGCUCGUCUGCUGGUGGCGGGCCAUUCGUUAAAGACUCAUUAUUGGACGUGGAAAGGUGUUGAUGGGAGGAUCGGAGACCUAAAGGUAAAGAUUUUUUCUCGGGAGUAUUGUCUGUCGGGGAAGGAGGCAGGGAUAUCGAGGCCGGAUCAUCAUCACGAGCAGGAGGGGGAACACGUUCAACUAGAGGGAUUCUGUCUUCGGGAGAAUGGGGGCGACUAUGGCGGGUGCGUGAUCUUGAUCUUGAUCUGGACUGAGAGGAAGAUGCUCUGUGCGAAGAUUGUCGAGAGCGUCCUAUCUGGACGGGGAUGAACAGGUUUUGUGAACUGAGAAGCAAAAUGGAAUAGAACAGGUAUUCCGUUUUCUUCUACUUUUUUUUAUUUUAUAAAAAACAGAAAAGGGAGAGGGUUAAGCUGGGUUCAGUUCAAGGAGUUCCGGGCUGGUCACACCGAGAAAAGCGCUACCUAAAGACAACAACCUACUCACAGCGGACUGCCGACCGGCCGCCCGGGCCUCCGACCUCAUACUCCAGCACCUCCAUAGCCCGGGGUGUGUGAGGGCACAGCACCUGCCGCAGCCUACGGGGCACAGCAGCAAUCCAUCUCGACCUCUUCAAAAACAUACGGCUUCACAUCAUGCUGAGGUGCAGCUGGGGUCCCGAGUAAUACAGGCCUCACCCCCAUUCCAUCCCUCCAGCCUCGCUGCGUGUUAGCGCUAACCUAGCCCCCCUGCCGCUGCACCUCUCUCCCAUUGCAUUGGGUCACACGUGCGCUGCAGCGAAAUGCGACCUAUCUGCGACCAAUACAGUGCCCAUAUAUGAAUAUUCAUCGCGUACCUGCUAUUUUGAGCGCGACGAUCAUCUAGGUUAUGCUUUAUAUCCCGAAAGGUUGAACCGCGAGCAGCCGUGAGUCUCAUCUUCUAGAUCGCAUAGCAGACCACAACAAUGUUGGGAUUCAUUGCAGAGCUACUGCUUCUCGCAGCCAUUGCUAUUUCCCUAGUCUACUAUGUCUUCUUGCUACCACCAAGAUACCCCGAAAACAUCCCUACCAUCCCCUUUUGGGUAGCCCUCAUUCCCUUUUUCAAGGAUGUCGACCAGUCCGACAUUUUUCGUCAAUAUAUCGACAAGCCACUUCGCACUCACGGCGCUGUCAAGUUCUUCUUUGCGGCUCAAUGGAAUAUUUUGGUGCACAAGCCCUCUUACAUCGCCGAGAUCUUCAAGGACGAAGACCUGUACGAAAAGAGCGGAAAUCAAAAAAAGAUCUCUCAUAGUGUUUUGGCACAGUUUCUUGGCGACAACAUCAUCUCUAGCCAUGGUCAAGUCUGGAAGAAAUACCAGUCUGUCAUCCGGCCAGGGCUGCAACGAAACAAUUUCGAGGUGGACAAGAUCGCCUUGAAUGCCGACAAACUGUGCAUGCUCGUGAAAGAUGCCCAGUCGCGCGGUGGAAGAGGCCGUGGCGUUGCUGUUCAGGAGUUGCUUCAGCGGUAUUCCGUGGCCAACUGCUCUGAGGCUCUCUCGGACAACGCACCCAUCAACAUUCUGCAAUCGGCAGUCAAGCGUGAGAUUUUCAAGCCCAUCUUUAUGAACUUUCCCAUUUUGGACCAGUUUCCAUUUCCAAGUCGGUUACGUGCCAGGAAAACUGUGGACAAGUUUCGAGGCGCCCUCAGGGAUGCUUUGAUCGAAAGCCACGAUCCCUCCUCCGCAAAAUCGUCAGCGCCCUGGCCCAAAGAUGGAUUGGGCCGCCGGCUGCUAGAUGCUCACCAGUCCGGUCAAUGGGAUGAAAAACAGAUGCAUGACAACUUGACAGUUCUCUUUGUAGCUGGCCAGGAAAAUCCCCAACUGUGCCUGAUAUCCACUCUUUACUUGCUAGCCAAGCAUCCUGAAAUUCAAGCCAGACUUUACGAAGAACUCGUGUCUACAGGACUUUCAAUCCCCGCGCUAGCUCAAAACAUUGAAAUGCUGACCAAGCUCCCGCUCCUAACUGCUGUUAUUCUUGAGAGUCUGCGUCUCUUUCCUCCCAUCGGCCAGCUCAUCAAUCGGCGCACCUCCCAGGACACGCUCCUUGGCCACGCUUCCAUUGUAAUCCCCAGCGGCACAUACGUCGGAUACAACUGCUACUCGACAAACCGGGACCCGGAAGCUUGGGGGCCGACAGCAGAUCAGUUUGAUCCUUCUCGUUGGGGCGGUGAUGUAACAUCCAUCCAGAAGCAGCUCCGGUUACGCAAAUCUAAAGCAGAAUUUAUUUCUUUCCAUGGGGGCCGCAGAGCCUGUCUCGGGGAGAAGUUUGCUCUGUUGCAGAUGAGGGUCACACUGUGCAAGCUACUGGGGGCGUUCAUGUGGAUUCUGGAUCCGGAGUGGAUUGACAGAAAGACACCAUUGCUUAGCUUCUGCAUCCUCGCCGUGUGUCACGUUGUGCUUGUCCACAUCUCUUGCUACCACAUCUUCCACCAAGCCGAGGAGCCAUUGCGGAACCCUCUCAACUCUCUUAAUUCUCCCAGUUCCCCUGUCCCUGCACAAAAGGCACCAAACGUCAACAUGGCAAUGGUCGUGGAGUUUGGCAACGAAGGCCAGUCCAUCUAUUUUCGCUAUCAAGGUUCCUACCUCCGGGACUCCGAUGGGAACCUUGUUCACUGCACCGGCUCUCAAAAGCAAUGGGUUCAGGACAAUUGGUCAACAAUCCGGUCGAGCCACAGCAAGCCCGAUGCCAAAAUAUACCAAUCAUCGUCCCCCGAUGGUCGGGGCUACACCACCGCCAUCAUGAUUGGAAACCAUGGACGUAUUGUGGACGGGGACGCGUUUGAGAAAUUCUUCGUCGACCUCCUCCUCACCCAGGCCGACCUCACGACCUAUACCCUGCCAGUCUCAGCAGCAGGAGAGGAUGCCGAUAUCGAAGCUGUAACCGAGCAGAUAGUGGACCUCUUCGACAGUUAUCUCAGGUACGACGUUGGCAAGGGUGACCAAUGGAAGGUCUCGGGCCGCAAGUAUUUUACACAACGGGUGCGCCACUUUACAUCACGCAAGGCCAAACUCGAGAUGUGUCUUCCUGCAUUUCCAUGCAAGUCAUCCAAUCCCGACAAGGUUACUGGCCCAGAUCCAGAUCGUGGUGAAGAGCUUGCCUUGGAGAGGCUGCACGGUUUUGUCACCGAAAUCGAAAAGAUUUACAUGCCUGGCGCCAAACUCUGGGUUAUCAGUGACGGACACGUCUUUAGCGACUGCAUUGGUGUCGAUGACGGCGAGGUGGACAGGUAUACCGCCUUGCUCAAAGAUAUGAACCGGGAGGUUGGCUCUCAUUUCGGGGAUCCUGAUCGUAUAGGCUUCAAGUCUCUCGUUGAUCUCUUCCAACUGGCGUCCCGGAACGAUGACCUUUCCACUCUAGCAUCCUGGCUCAGCCUUCCCCCGAUUGAACACCACCUAGACACCAAGAUUACUGAGGAAGCCGAGCUCUGUAGGCGGAUGCUUGUUGCGGGGUCCGGGCCUCGUAAAGAGGCUAUUCGGGCAAAGAUUGAUUCCAAGGAUGCCACAAUCACCCGUCUGUACCGCGGCUUUUCCAAGUUCGUGCUCGAGGAUCUGGAAAACCACCCGCUGACCCAAAGGAUGUCACGGUCCAAGCAAAAGAAGCUGUCAGCCAAGGUGGCCUUCGAGAUGAUUGUACGCAACCACGCCUACUCCAACCUCGUCGAGAUGCUGUUUCCCAACUACAUCCGGCUAUCCAUCCACGCACACAACAAUGCCGGUCCCAAGUUUGGCAUCCAGCUUGUGGACCCCGCCAAGGUACGGGCCGUCACCUCCCUUUCGGCCGACGGCGAACUCAUGACUUCGAUUGACUUGCUCCAUGUGCCCACCCCCUGGCACAACUGCGUGGUGGCGCUCCAAGGGAGUGAAAUGAUGCUGAUGACCAAGGCCAAACUCGCCCGCGCCGCCCUGAGCAAGGGCUCUUUCACUGGCUCUCUCACCAAAACUGACUCUGGCCGAGCAUACUUUGAGCUCACCAAGCCGCCAAAGAGGCCGAUUGUGGUCACCAUGUCGGAGAAGAUUGGGCCCCUCUUCAACAGGGUCUCGACACCCAUCCGUUCCUCGCCACAGUUGUUCAGGCGAGCCACGCUUUCCAUGUCAGAGGCCAUGAAGAGUUCGUCUCCAAGUGUGCUAAAAGCCCGAGGUCUGCAGGGGCCCAUGACAGCGGCUCCGAGAGUGGGAAAGAGAAUGUUUACAUUUUCAGAAAAAACCGUGGCGGCUUCCAAUCAGCAGACCAUUCCACCAAAUCCAGCUGUAACCCCACAGUCCGCCGGAACCAAGAAGAGAUAUACCUUCUUUGGGUUGUCAUCCGCUGCGGAAAAGAGCAACGACGUGGCAGUCGUGACUAUUUUGCCGGUUGUAAAAUCGCCUGCACCUGUCCUGUAA